CCGGAAACCCAAAGUUCAGCUAAUCCUGAGAUUAGCUGCUAGCCGCAACAUGUUUACUUUGGUGAUGGGAGAGGGGGGGAGAAGUCAACAACUACAAAUCUCGGAAAACUAUUGACAUUGUUUUUACCAGUGUUGGAUGAGCACUCCACCCUUCUUAAUACUGUGAAACUGAUCAAGUUGUGUGUGUGUGUGUGUGUGUGUGUGUGUGUGUGUUUUAAGAACAUUGUUAAAUUGCCAUUUUGCCUGGCAUCAUCUCCAGAAGCCCCUAAUUUCACAUAACUAGUGUCUGGUGACCUUAGGGCAAAUGGUUAGGAGAAACUCAUUCUAAUGCUCCUUCACACAUCUAGCUGAUUAUUCUGCACAGAAGGAAGUGGUGAGUAAAUCUAUUCACCUCCUGUGCUGAAUCAUGAUCUGGGGCCAAGUACAUCGCUCCCUGUUUGAGUACUGGAUGACUUACAAGUGAAUGUGGCCACCAUUGAAGAGUACAGAGAUGUGAGUUGUCUGCAGUGUUUGAUCUGCAGCGGCUAUUUCACACGUGCAAUUCAUCCCUUGAUGUUGGAGUCACUGAGUGAUGAGCAUGUACGUGAGGCUUCAGCUCCAAAACCAAAACAUUAAACUACUGCUUCAUUAUAUCGCGCUGUAGAAUGUACAAUUACAUACCCUCCAACAUUUCUCCAAUGAAAAUAGGGACGUCCUAUUCCAUGAUGAUGAUUUUAUUUAUAUCCCACCCAUCUGACUGGGUUGCCACCCUGCACUCAGCUCUCACCUGUAGAUCCCAGAAGCUGUCAGCAUGGGGCAGCAGCCACACCCCAGGAACGGCUUUGACUGGCUGCCUAAACCAGGUGAGGGUAGCUGGUGGGUCUCAAACCCUCAGUGAGUAAGGGUCUUCCCCUGCAUGGGAAGAUAGGUUCUAGCAGAUUGAGCAGAUGUGGCCAAUAGUGGCUCCAAUGGUCAAGAAGGUGGUUUCUGCAUUAUAGAAGGAAGUGAGGGGCAGAUGAGGCUCAUCAGUGUGGGAAGAUAGCCUAUCUAGGAGAAGGAAAACUCUGAUCCUAAACCUCCACUGCCUUGUGCGAUAUCUUCGGAAAAAGAAAAAGCUAAGGAGUAAACCCUACACAAUUCCAGAAUAGAUCCCUAAUGUGGUUGGAAUGCACCUCCUUCCAGCAACUCCUGCAGGCAAGUUGGUGCCAAACGGAUUGCUCUAAUUUCCUUUACACCACAUCAUUGAGGUUGAGAGUUGGGUCUUCUUGUCUGGGCAGCCCAGGACCUCCAUUCACACUGUCCAGGCUUGUGCCAAGGGGAGGUCACUUCAGUGCUGCAAACGCAGCCGUUUGACGCUCAAUACAGAUAGAUGCCAACAGUACACGAAGGAGGAAAGGGAGAGUGACAAGAAUGGUUAAAAAAAUUCCAGCAAUAUUGUUCCAGAGAUAGUUUCACCAUGCAAAACAAAAGCAAGUAAACUUGAGCCUCAGCUGAGGUUAUUUUGGUAUAUAUGCUACAAGCGUUGGCGUAAACAACAAAUGCUCCAAGCUUUCAAAGAGUAGAAUUCCAAGUAUAUGUUAAUUAGUCUGCAAUUGCUACCCAAGAUGAUGCUAGGCACACACAAUUUUGCAUUACAGAGAAGUCCCAGUGAUUUCCUUGGAACUUGGUGUUUUCCCCCCAUACAACUACACAUAAGGCCAGCUAGACAGAGCCAAAGAACUCAUACACACAUGAGUUUCAAGCACUUUCCAGAAUUAAUACAUAAAUUAUUGUUUGUAUUAUUUGUUUGUUUGUUUGUUUGUUUGUUUAAUUUGUAUACCAUCCUUCCUCCAAGGAUCACACGGCAGGUUACAGUUUAUAAAAAUACCAACGUACAUAACAUAAGAACAAACAAAGCAAUAACACCCUCCACACACACAGUUUACACGGCCAUAGAUUGUUUAAUUUGCCAAAUGCCUGAGAGAAGAAGAAUGUUUUUGCCUGGCACCUAAAGAUAGGUAACGAAGGCACCAGGCGAGUCUACCUGGGGAGAGCAUUCCACAAAUGGGGAGCCACUUCAGAAAAGGCCUGUUGACACCCUCCGGACCUCUCGCGGAGGAGGCACACAAAGAAGGGCCUCAGAUGACGAUCACAGGGUCUGAGUCUGUUUGCGUAGGGAGAGGUGGUCCUUGAGAUACUGCGGUCACAUGGUGUAAUUGAAAGUCACUCCUUUGAAAGUCAUUAAGUCUUAGGGCCCUCCAGCCAGCUGGUUGUGUGUGUCCUGUUGGUGAUUGUGUGUAUCUGACUGAGUACAGUAGCCACAGGUUCAAAUUGAGCGGGCAGACAGCAUCUUUUCCCUUGAUAUGUCCUCACAUAAAAAUGACUGUUCAGGUAGCCUUUACUGUAAUGCACAGCUUGGGACUGAGAUCAUCAAUAUUCUAAAGCAGACAUACUUUCUACUUCUUCUGAAGCAGCAGAUGACAUCCAGCAGGCAAAAAGAACAUGUUGCCCUCCAAAAGCUGAUGGACUCCAGCUUCCAUUAAUCCCUCCCAGACAGCGUGACUAGUGACCAGGGAUGGUAAGAAUUUCAGUUCACAGCAUCUUGAGGCCACAGGUUCACCACCUGUGCUCCUACAGACUGCUGAAUUGUCAAGUUUUACAAUGCAAAACGGAUUGUUUUUCUCUCCCUCUCAUAUCCCGUGGUCUCCAGGAGGUCCUGUUAUGUCACCGCAGUGGAAUGCUGAAGAAUGCCAACAACAAUCCAAAACCCUUUGAAAAAUAUUUACAACUAACAAACAUAAAAUCAGGGCGAAAGUUUUGUAUGGCCAUUUAGCUGGGGACAAGAUGAGAGGUCGAAGAGUACAGUUCUCUAGACAAGUGUGUUGCUUCCCGGUUGUUUCGUUUACUUCCAUCCAAGGCUAUUUGUCUACGUGACAUAUUCUUUUGGCAGGUAACUUCCUUCACAAUUUAUGAUCGUGUGUGGCAGUAUAGUACAAAUUCACUAAAACAGAUUAAAAAACCCAGCAUUUAAAUAAGGUGGUGUGUGUGUGUGUGGUGUUUAUGACUGAGAGGACAAAAUGUUCAGCUGUUGGAUAUUUAUUAUAUGAAAUGUUAUGAGAAAGAAAAUAAAAUACUUCUUACCUGCUUUAUUCAGGUGCACCUAAAGAGAUAAAAGGAUGAAAACGGAUGCUUCCCCAACUGUUUUUGUUAAGAUAAAGGGGGUUAAUUAUUAAACUUUCUACUUCAUCAUUUCCUAGUUCUGCUGAUGCUUUAAUCCUGGGUCAUUUGAAGUUUAAGACUGCAUUACAGUCUUUUUUGUUUUUCCCUGAAGUUUCCAAGUCUGGAAGGAUGUUAGGGGGAUUGCUGCUUGCAUCUGCCUGGGUUGCUGUUGCAUAUCCUGAGUUUUGCAAACCAGGUAAGAUUCCAUUUUAUGUCUUAACCUUCAGUCGCUGUCGUUUUGACGAUCUGGCACAUUGAAAACCCAGGGCUGUAGUUCUAUGUAUACUUCGAAGUAAGCCUUAGAAGUGGGACUGAUUUCUGAAGAACCAUUUCUGAAUACGAAAUGAUACUGGGUUGUCUUGCAAUCGGGAGUGCCUUUAUUAGGGUUAAAAUAACUCUGAGAAUCCUGAUGGGGCAAUUCACAGAACCUUUCCAAUAAUAUCCUCUUUGUCACCAAUCGUUCAACACUGGUUGGCAGGUCUCUGAAAAAUAAUGACAAAUCUGUAUAAGUGGUCCAUGAUUUCUCCACAAUUUGUUGGUGUGUGGGUGGCAUUCAAAUGUACAGAUUUUCCUCUUUUACGUCUGAAUCCUAAGCAAAGUUAUCUGGAAAUCCCCGCCCCCCCCCCGACAUCAGUAGAACGUUCCAAGUACAGUAAUUGUAUUUGGGGGGGGGUCUCUAUUUCCUGAAAUACAUUCAGAACAUAUUUAUUUGAAAUAUCUCUGAACUGCCCUUCAUCACAUUGCGAUAUAAGGGUGGGGUAUUUUCAUAGCUGUCAACUUUUCCCUUUUCUUGCGAGGAAUCCUAUUCGGAAUAAGGGAAUUUCCCUUUAAAAAAGGAUGGGUUGACAGCUAUAGGUAUUUUUGCUCAACAUAACAGGGAUAAUAAUAUAAAUUAACACCAACCUAUAGAACUACAACAUAAAAAUACAAGGAGGAGAUAAAAUCAGAAUAUGAGCAAUAAUGAUAAUAACAAAGCUUCAUUGACUAAUUUAUACGUGCAUGAACGUACAUUUUACUUUAUCCCUUUCCUUUGUAACAGGUGCAGAGAAUGCUUUCAAAGUGAGGAUUAGUAUCAAAAGAGCUCUAGGAGAUAAUGCAGUAAGUGAAAUAUUUACAUCCACUUUUUCUGGUGAAAGUUUUACAAGAGGCCAAUUAGUGUUAACUGUGUCGUAAAAGAGAUAUAAGCUUGCCUAUGAAAGUUAUGAAAUUAUCCAUCCAGUAAAUUUUCUGACAAAUUGUUUUCUUUCCUUCUUUGAGAUCUGAGCAACACUGCUUGAGGAGAUACAAUGCUUUUCAUCCAUUUUAAAAACAAACACACUUUCCACAGCAGACUUCCAGACUGUCAUUCUUUUCUAAACUAUUUCAAGUACUUACGCUUAGUAUGAAACACACAGUUUAUGAGGCUGUCAAACCCUACUUGAAUCUUUAUUUUGGUUGUCAGCUGCAUCAGUCGAGACUACUGAAGGAUUAAAUGAAUGUUAUCAAAUACUGUGGUCAUGUAACUCUCUCUUUUGGAGUAAGUGUAUUUUGUGUCAGCUUCUAGCUGCUUCAGACAUCUCUUCUACAGAAGGAAACAACGGCUUUUGUUCAGUUGCAUGUAUACCAUAUGGUGUCACUUGAAAGGAUAACCAGCUGUCUUCUGUAAGACAAACCUGUAUAUGAAGCCUCACCAGGACCUACCCCUCUACAAGCCCCAAUGCUUCUGAAUCUACCAAGGCAGCUCUGUCAGCUAUACCAGUUGUUUUUAUUAACAUUAACAACAUUAACAUUUAUAUACUGCCCUUCAUCCAAAGAUCUCAGGGAGGUUCACAAGAUAAAAAUACAUAAUAAGAAUAAGAAUGAUUUAUGAUUUAUACCCCGCCCAUCUGGCUGGGUUUCCGCAGCCACUCUGGGCGGCUCCCAACAGAACACCAAUAACAAUAAUAAAAAAGCAGCAACAUCAAACAUUUAAAACUUCCCUAAACAGGGCUGCCUUCAGAUGUCUUCUAAAAGUCAGAUACAGUGGACACUUGGGUUGCGAACAUGAUCCGUGCGGGAUUCACAUUCGCAACCCGCAGCGUUCACAACCUGCGUGUGCGCAUGCGCGGGUUGCGAUUCGGCGCUUCUGUGCAUGCGCAAAGAGCAAUUUAGCGCUUCUGCGCAUGCACGACUGCUGAAACCCGGAAGUAACCCGUUCCGGUACUUCCAGGUUUUGGUGGUCCGCAACCUGAAAAAACGCAACCUGAAGUGUCUGUAACCCGAGGUAUGACUGUAGUUGUUUAUUUCCUUGAAAUAAUUCCUUGAAAUUUCCCAGUUCCACAGGGUAGGCGCCACUACCAAGAAGGCCUUGUAGCUUCACUUCUUGCAGGGAGGGAAGCACCAGAAGGCCCUUGGUGCUGGAUCUCAGAAUAAAAGUACAAAUAAACAGAACAAGAACAAAACUAUAACCCCCCCCCCCCCACGAACACAUGUAAAAGGUUGUAGAAUAAUAGUUUAUAUGAGGAGAGGUGCUCCUUGAGGUAUUGUGGUCCUUAGUCAUUUAAGGCUUAAUAGGUCAAAACCAGCACUUUGAAUUGGGCCCAGAAACUAAUUGGCAACCAGGAUGAGUGUAAUAGGUUCAAAGCAUUUUCCCUCAGUGAGCAACCUGGCUGCUGAAUUCUGCUCCAGCUGAAGUUUCCGAUCUGUCUUCAGAGGCAGCCCUAUGUAUAAUGCAUUGCAGUAAUCCAGCCUAGAGGUUACCAGAGCAUAGACUGCCAAAGUUAGGCAUGGGCCGCAUGCCAAAGCUGAUGAAAGGCACAGCAAAGGACCCAGGAAUACCCCCAAGCGAUGUACCUGCUCCUUCAAAGGGAGUGUAACCCCAGCAAUAGCAGGCAACUUCCCAUCCAUCCAGUCUAGGGAACCACCCACUAACAGUGCCUCGGUCUUAUUAGAUUGAGUUUGUUUGGCUGUCAUCCAGUCCAUUGCUGGGGCAAGGCAAUGGUCCAUCACCUCCACUGCCUCACCUGCAGAUGUAAAGGAGAAGUAGAGCUGUGUGCCAUCAGCAUACCCCCCAACUCUGGAUGGCCCCACUCAGCAGUUUCAUGUAGAUGUUAAACAGCAUGGGGGAUAAAAUUGAGCCCUGAGGAACUCCACACUGAAGGCUCCAUGGGGCUUAAGAACACUCCCCAAGCAUCACCCUUUGGAAAUGACCAUCCAAAUAGGACCAGAACUACUGCAAAGUAGUGCCACCCAUCCCUAACUUAGACAGCUGCUCCAGAAGAAUACCAUGGUUGAUGGCAUUGAAAGCCACUAAGACAGGGUGGUCCAAAUUUUCAUACCAAGUGGGUUGCAAGAGUGCUGCCUUGUCAUGUGGGGGUAGGGAGUGAGGUCAAAAUUUGAUGCCCCCCCACCUAGAUUUAAAUACCUAGAACAGUGAUAUAAUCAUUGUGAAAUAUUUUAUUUGUGUUAUAUUGUAUUUAAGGAUGAGAAAUUCAUUAAAAUACCAAUUCACUAGAUGUGCAACCCUUUUGUAUGUCUAGUGAAUCAGCAUUCAUAGCUAUGGGUACAUUCGUCUACUGCACCUAACCUACUUUACUGGAACACAAAAGGAAUAUUUUGAAAUUCUAAGAAAUUACAAAUCAUUCUUCCUAACUAAAGAGACAAGGAAGAGAAUUUUUAACCGGGAUAAAAAAUUACAUUGGAUAUAAAGAUACAUUAAGUUCAAACUGCAUUUAAUUACAAAUGAACUAAUCUGAAUUAUUGCACAAUUAAAUGUGGAUGCUUUGAUGAUUUCUAGGUAACAUGUUCAAACAUAAAUCAUUUUUGCAUUCACUGUUUUGCUCUUUGUUGUUCUUUUCAUAGUAGAGAUUGGCAACUGGUGAUAUCCUGGCCAAAUCCAGACCCUUAACAGUUAUUGUCUGCUCCCUCUCCCCGCAGCCGUGGCCCAGUUUCCAUAUUAGAAGAAUAGAAUAGAAUAUGUAGCUGUGAUCACGGGAUUCAGGAUCAAACUACAUGUUCCACCUCUGCUGCAUGUCUUCAAACCAAGCCUGACUGCUUAUUCUUCUUUGCUAAGGACUUUGUAGGCCAAAAGGGCACUUGGAAUUGUGCCUGGAACAUAACCAUCAGCUCUUUAAACAGUUCUCAUGUACAAGUGACAGGCAACUGCUGGCUAAAGUUUCCAGAUUUUAUCUUUGUAAUAAGAGCAGCUUUUGAUAGGAAGGCCAGAUACAAACUUAACUAAUUUAACUAAUAAAUACACAGCACGUUGUAGUUACCUAGUCUGAGUUCCUCAUGAGCAUGUUAGCUGAAAAGCAAUAAAAUCUUCUCCCUCUGCCUCACUAUCCAUAACAGUGUGUGUGUGUGUUUUUUUUUACAGUAUACUUGGGAUGCUAAUGAAGAAUACCUAUUUAAAGCAAUGGUGGCUUUUGCCAUGAGAAGAUAUUUCAGCCAAGAAACCACCCAGUGAGUAUGCCUAAUUUUCCUGUCAGUCAGCCUUCCCCAACCUGGCGCCCUUGAGAUGCUUUGGAUUAAAACUCCCACCAGGCCCAGCCAGAUGCAGUUCAGAGAACCCACACUCCAGAAUGAUGCAGAGCACAAGACUUGAAACACAGAGCACUUGCUAAAGUAAUCUGGGAUAAAGCCCAAGGCCCUGCUGUUCCAAAAAAGGAGCCAGCAAUCCCAAGUGGUCCAGUCAACUAAACAUUCAGUUGAACAUGCCUAAAGUAACUGCUGGAUCCCAGCCCAGAAGGGGAAAGCUUGUUUAGUGGAAACUGGAAGAAGAAUAGCAGCAGCUCCUUUUGUAUUAUCUCUUUGUCAUCACUAUCUAGCUUGAAGGAGGCUCUCCGGCAUCAGAUAUUCUGAACAGGUUUACAUUUGUUUAUGAGCAUAUUUGCUUUUUGCUGGAGCAAGCCGAAACAGUCCCAAUGUAAAUGCAAAUUUUGCACAUCCAUAUCAAGAAAUAAUAACAUUUUGACAAACAGCUUUUCCCCCAGCGGUGAUUUAACCAUACUUUGUGUCUUACUUAACAGACCUGUCAAAUUAUUUGUGCAAUUCCUAAAGGACAACACACUAGGCGUUGAUCAUUCUAUGUUAAAACUUACUGACUGUAGCCUUUGUGAGGGGUUUGUUACUUCAGUUUCCGUAAUCUGUGACUUGUUUAAAAUGCUGAACAGAUGCUUAGUGUGUCAGGGAAGUUAAACUUUAGAACAGCCAAUAAGUAAGAACACUUACUUUCAUUCAGAUGAGUUAUGUUAAAUCCUUGAGUGCAACUGGGUUGAGUCCAGACCAGUACCAGAACUACAGAAUUUUCCAUAGGGGACAAAAGUCUGCCCUGUUGCCCCCUCUCACUGCAGGUUUGUGUCCCCCUGCUAACAUGAGAAGGAAGCCUUCAUUCUCUUCCUCCAUAGAGGUUGGAGUCGGCACCCACCAAUGUCGGGUGGCUGAAGACAUUUUGCUGCCUGAAGCAAAGGACAAGAUGGCACCUUCUCCCAAGAAGCCAAUUUGACUGGUAGUUGAAUCUUACUCUAAUACUGGUGAAAGGACAGUAUCUUCCACUGCACUUGAGGGUAUCAGGCUAGCAUAGGGAGGACAGGGCAAGUCACAUGGCAUUUGCAGUUCUGUCCCCUCCCUGCACCUCAGCAUCUGCCGCCUGAGGCAGCUGCUUCACUCUGCCUCAUUGUCAGGCUGCUCCUGUUUCUUCUCUUUGUCAGCCUCCCACCGCUGCCACCACCAAGAAAGGUCUUUCACCCCUACAUUGUGUGUGUGUGUGUGUGUGUGUGUGUGUGUGUGUGUGUGUGAGAGAGAGAGAGAGAGAGAGAGAGAGAGAGAAACCACCUCCAGUUGUGAUUUUAAUUCGUUUUAAGUUGUUUUAAUGCUGUAUUUUAUAGUAUACCAAUAAGUAGUAGCGGUGGUGGUGGUAAAUAUGCCUUAAUUUUUGUAUGUAUCAUGAUGGAUGACUCCACACUAAUUCCAUUGAUAAAACUAGCAGCAGAUGCAACUGAAAUACCAUAACAUGUUAUUAAAUCUGUAACUUAACAUGUAAUAUAUAAAAUAAAACAUCAGUAAUAAGUAACAGAAAUAGUAUUACACUGCUGUUAAGCAGCCAGAAGAUGUCACCAUUGAACAGAGGUAAAAUCCUGUGCCGUUUUUUACCUCAGGAUACUUUUUUUUUUUUAAAAAAAGAGCCAUGUUGCGGAUGGAUCAAGGUCAGAAGGGCCACCAACAUUGGCUGUACACACUGAUCAUCUCCUGCACUAGCCAAGAAGUGGGUUGGACUUUUUAAAGCCCCUUCUUUCCAGAGUGAGCAGCAGAGAUGGUGGCAGAACCUCAGCUGCUGGCUUCCAUUUUCCAGCUUUGACCACAGGGAUGGGCAAAAGCAACGAAAGUGCUUUUAUUGCUAGAGGAGAAAAGAAGUAUGGGAUCAGCUAUCAUGAGAGACAGAUACUGAGCCUUCAGGCCACCAGCUGCCUAUUCCAUUUGCUUACAGACUUGGACUAAUUUCUGUGAGGCAAUGAAGUGCAUACCAGAAAUGCAGGUUUGCUCAGAUAAAGUGCUUUGACACUCUAACACAAGCAUUUUUGUAAUGGGCUUUUUGCAGUUAGGAAAGUAGUGGGGAAAUGCUCUGAAAAGUGUGGGGUGAAUACUUUUAAUAGGAAGAUGUAUAAAUACCCCACAAGAAAACUGGGUUGAAUGCUCGAUAAACAGGCCUAAGUUGUAAGGAAGAACGAUGGGACAGCAACCUAAAAGAUUUGGCUCAAUGGGCAAUCAUUGCCUUCCAGAGUCCACUGUGCGACUGGUCUUCUCUCAAUGCUCCAUAUCCUGUUUUCCAUACCACAUCGUGAAAUGCGGACGUAAUAAUAAAGAAGAGCGCCUCCUUAAUGAAGGGGCUUGAUUUCCAGAUAAUCUUGAACCUGCCCCCUGUCUUUUGACUACUUAGGACUUGGUUGUCAUUAUAAUCCCUUUCUUCUUCUUCUUUGUCCUAAACUAUUCACAGAAUUUCCAACGUAUUGCUCUGCAACGUAACAGAUCGGGUAUCAUUUUGGUUUGUUGUCACAGAUUCAUCCACAAACGCAACGAUUCCUAGGAGUGAUGUGGAAGCUGCCAUAAGGUACUGCAUCAGCCAUUUAUAUCUUCUCACAAUGUUGUUCUAACCAAACAUAUUGUCUGUUAGUAAGCAUUUGCAUUGCAUUGCUGGUCAGAAUUGCUUAGAGUUGCAUUUAUAGCUCUCCAGUAAUUCAAUCUUGUAGGCUAGAUUCCAAGAGAGUGGCGUGUUCAAAUCUACACAGUGGGCUUCAUACUAGAACAGGGUUUUAAACCUGUGUUCUCUAACUCCAUGCCCGAGACUUAUUUUUUCACAUAAAUUUCCUGUUAUCAAUGCUUUUAAUCACUUUGAGCUAUAUAUACAGUAUAUCCCUUUCAUUUGUAUCAUUGUAAGAAUUGCUUUCUGCUUUUAUAAAGCACAGUGGAAAUGUACUUUUCUCUCACUUCCUCGUUUUUUAAAAUAAUCACAUUUAAACUGGGAAGUGAGGAGCUUAUUUGAGGGGAGAAGAAUAGCCCAUUUUGGGACCUCCAUUAUAUGUUAGGAAUUUGUUAAUGAUAGUGCCUUUAAAUGGGGAAUCCAGGAAGGUUUCAGUGGAAAAUAGUUGUCAUGGGUGUUUUUAACUUGCUGUUGAACUUAGGUUGUUGUUUUUUAAUCAUGUUAUCUUUUAGAAGUGUAUUGCCUCUGGUUUGAAUAAAUGCGAAUGUGGCAAUGAAUGAGACUGCAUUCUUCGAGAAAGAUUAACUUUUAAGCUUAUGAGCAGAUUAAACUGUUUUCUACAGAGAAACUCAAAAUCAACUUCACUGCAAUUGUGUGUGUCUGGGGCGGGGAGGAGAUUACUGAUUUGUUGGACCAUGGUAAGAAUAGUGGAAUGCACUUUGUUUUGGCUGCUCUUCAAAGCAUUUACACUCUGCAUAAGCAGAUUUACCAUAAGUCUCUUUCUUCAUCCGCGGCAUGCAGUUCUAGCACCUUGGACUUAAAAAUGUUGGUCAUCAUGAUAGGAGAUGUUGUUGAAAUGUUUGUUAUGGUACCAUCAGUCCCUAUUGCUAAAGGACAGCUAAAAACUAAUAAAAAUGCUGCCCAGUGCUGAAUUCAGGGUGGGGGGGAGAGAGAAUAGGGUUUUAAUGAAAUACACAAGCUCCACGCCCCAAUUUUAACCAAGCCAUGGUCUCCCAGAACACUGCAAAACCAGUGUGAUUUGGUAAGAAAGACAAGGUCCUUAUAAUUCAAGCACCGCUCCUUUUAUACGGCACCACAACAGCCCAAAGCAGACUGAAGGGCUGAAGUGAAGAGGAGAGGAAGGGGAAAUCCCAUCCCAUCCAGUGGCAUAACGUUGGAUCUUGCCCAAAACGUUUACUUGUAUAACAGUUGUUAUAAAAUGCAUCACUAUUUGUGCAGUCGCCAACAUUUAUAAUGUGAAAACAAAACAAUUAAUGAAAGGGGGAAAUGAACAAGAUGUUCUACUUCGUAUCUCUUUUUAAGGAAGAACAAAAACCGAAUCAACAGUGCCUUUUUACUGAAUGAUGAUGCGCUGCAGUUUCUGGAAAUCUCGUCCACUUUAGCACCACCAGUUGAAGGCUCUGUGCCGACGUGGCUGAUUGUGUUUGGUGUUGUCCUUUGCAUCAUUACGGUUGGAAUUGCUUACCUUAUAAUAUCCGGAAUCCAUCAACGCAAGAGGUGAACGCUGCAUGUUUUUAUGUUUUUGCGUUGGCUUUUAAGGGAACUGUAGGUUUUGGGAGGGAGCGGUUGCUUAAAAUGUCUGUCCAUCCCUUCACCGAGACUUCAAGGGACCUAACAGCAAUAAUUCAGAAACAAAGAGGUCAAUUUUAAAAAAUUCAAAAACAGAACUUCCAAAUUUAUGGAUUUCCCCAAAAAGUCAAAGGAGAACAAUACAUCCACGAACUAGUCACAUCAUAAACACGCCAGGAGAAAACAGUUUCAUUGAGCACUUAGCACUUGAAUACUGUGAGGCAGGGGGUCAGCCAGAUCUACUGAGAAGAGUUUGGAUUUGAUAUCCUGCUUUAUCACUACCCGAAGGAGUCUCAAAGCGGCUAACAUUCUCCUUUCCCUUCCUCCCCCACAACAAACACUCUGUGAGGUGAGUGGGGCUGAGAGACUUCAAAGAAGUGUGAGUAGCCCAAGGUCACCCAGCAGCUGCAUGUGGAGGAGCGGGGACACGAACCCGGUUCACCAGAUUACGAGUCUACUGCUCUUAACCACUACACAACACUGGCUCUCCACACUGAGGCAGUGGGUUCCAUAGCCUAGGUACCAUAAUGGAGAAGAGCUCUCCCAUGUACAAACCAGCUAUUCCUUUGAAGGUGGUGGGACACAGAAUUGGAUCACCGAUCUGAGCUGGAGAGCAAGAUAUACAGGAGGAGGCUGGUCAAAUUUGUCGGCCAAAUUCAUAACAAAAAGAGAAAAGUCAUAUUUAACUACCAGUUUCUAUUUGGGGGCAGGGGAGUGCAGCCUUGCUCCUGCUUCUUGAUCUCCCUGCAACUUUCAAUACCUGGCCCCUGGCAGCUAAGUUCUAGGGUGCCACAGGGUGUUAUUUUCUCCCCAGUGCUAUUUCAUAUCCAUAUGAAGUUGCUGGGAGAUUUGGAGCAAGGUAUGAGUACAGUGAUUCAAGAGAGGCCAUACUGAAUCAGUGCCUGGAUGCAGUGGUGGGAUGGAUGAGAGAAAAUAAGCCGAGCGUGAAUCCUGGCAAGGAGGCGGCAGUGUAGGCGAGUGGUUCCAGUGUCUGAUCAAUUGGUCCAUUGCCUGCCCUGAAUGGGGUUGCACCUCCCCUGAAGGAGCAGGUAUGCAGUCUGGUAGUGAUCCUAGAUCCAGCUUUGUCACGGGAGGCCCAGGCAGCCUGCGAGGCUAGAAGCAUCUUUUACCAGCAGCAAAUGGUAUGACAACUUCCUAGACAGGGAGUAGCUCAGGCAUUGGUGACUUCAGGGUUGGAUUUAAGUCUCUGCUCUCUUAUGUGGGGCUUCCCUUGUGCCUGACCCAAAGUCUACAGUUAGUGAAGGAUGCUACAGCACAGCUGCUGACAGGUGUGAGACCUUGCCAACAUGCAACAUCUCUGCACAGAGAUCUGCACUGGCUGCCAAUCUGUUACCGGGCCAAGUUCAAGGUGUUACAAUUUGGAACCAGUUUCCUUGUGGGUCCACCUUACUCCAUAGAUGCCCACCUGACACCUCACAGAAGACUACAGGGAAUGUGAAUGUGGCCUCAAUGGGUGAAUGGCUUUGGGCCAUUUGAAGGAGACAUGAAAGUGAAGGCAGUCAUGUGAACAAGGCCUCUGAAGAUGAGGUUGUAGAAGAUCCAUGUUGCAAUCAAGGAAAGCACUUUCCAUUUAUUUUUAGCAAAGCUCACCACCCAAGGAUUUGCAGCAGAACUAUAUACUUUUAUGGCAGUGAGUAUUGCUGAUAUGCAAGUCCUGACUGAGCUUGUUCCCGCAUGUAUUAUGGAGCUGAAGAAAUGCUGUGGCUGACCUUUGAGUCUGUUAUCUCCCCAUAGCAGCUGAUGCUUCAUCAUAUAUGGCAGGGGCAGGUCAUUCCCUGUGAAUCAGUGGUCGGCAAGGUCAGAAAUCAAUCUGGAAAUGACCCAAGAAGUGAUUGCUAAACUGUUCCUUCUAGUCAAGAUGGGAAAAAACAGGGAAAUUUUGGUAGGACAGUCAUUGCUUUUAUCGCAAUUAUAUCAGAGGUGGGGUCAUCUAGAAAAUAAGUGGUGUGAAAGGCAGAAUAAACAGAUGAAAAAACUGGUUGUGACAGAAGCUGUAGGGAAAUUUCUAACUGUAAAUGAGGUUCAUUUUUGUUGACGAUGAGAGGUUGAUGAAUGUGCUAGAAUCUCAGUUGUUAAAACAGUAUUUGCCAACCUGGUGCCUUCCAGCAUGCUGGAUUGAGUUGGCGAAGGCUAUCUUAAACACAGACAAUGUCUUGCUGCUGGAUUACACCACACUUACUCAGAGAUCUCCUAAGAUUGCCUUUAGCCAAGAGCUGCGUCAAAUUGCAUUGGUAAAGAAAAAGCACAAGGAAUAUGCUUUUCUCCUGUGCAGCCCUCACAGGGCAGACUGAAGAUCUGCAUUUAUCAGGGGGUGAGCUUUGCAUCUUUUGGGGGUGUGGGAAGAGGGCUUGCUCACACAGCCAGUAACACUCUAGGCUCGCCUGCAGCCCAGAUGCUACCAAUCCACUGUACUAAAAUGGGUUUAGGUACAUUGAAAUUCUGUUUCCCAAGUCAUGCUUCUCGAGGACAAUAACUUUCUCCUCUACUCUUUUCAGACGUAAUAAGGCACCUGAAGAAACAGAAGGUUUAGACGAUAAAUGUGAAGCAACCGUAACAAUGGAAAAUGGAAUUCCCUGCGAUAGCUUGGAUUUAAAAGCUGGCCGUAUUAAUGGAGUCUAUGCAGCAGCAGAUGACGAGCGGUUCACACCCUUAUGAACCGUCUCAGUUUCUCUCGUGCCCUUCCUUGGGACUCUGCCCUCGUUUUAUCUAGCAAUUAAUGAUGAUUAUCGGAGAACAAGAAGAGAAAAAACUUGUGUACUUUGCCUUGUUUUCAUUUGGCGAUUCCUUUUAUAAGUGUGUUCAUACAUACACACCCAAAUUCAGUUCUCAUCGAAAGGUUCAUGGAAAGAGCAAAUCUGACUCCCAAUGCUUAAUGUUCUUUGGACCUAUCAGAGAUUUAAGGACAAAGGCCAUUUCACAGCAGGAACAGUAUUAGUAGGGACAGAUGGAUCACUCUGUUCCUGCUCUCUAUAACUUUUGCAUAUUUAAUCCAUAAACUUGUUCCAUCCUGCAUUCAAUUAAAAGGAAAAAACCCCAAAUGCCUGCACUUUUUAAAAUUUAAAUAUUUUUGAAAGUAUUUCCACAAAAUUAUUCUUCCAAAAACACAUUUCAAAAUGUGUAAUUCUGGGAUCCAGGAACAACCAUUUGGGUUUCUCACAGGACCCCUGUGUAGCAUUUAAAAAUGCAUUUUUGUAUGUUUUGAGCCAAAAGCGACAUCACAAGAUGCAGAGAAGUGUGAAAGCCGAAGAAUAACUGCGUAAGGAUCUCUAUACAUUAAUGAGGGAGGUUCAGAUCACCAAAAUCAAAUUCUUCAAGCAUCCUGACUUGUUACUAGUAUUUAAAUUAUUAGUUUUCCCUUUGCCUUUUACUUUCCGAGUGAGGGGAAAGAGUGAAUUGCUUUGAUCCAAUAUACUAACCAACAUGUGCGCUUCAUUGAGGCCCAUGAGAACAGAGGAUGGGGGAAAUGGGUGAGAAAGGAACAUUUGCUGCCCUUAGGGGUUUACGGAUGAUCACUUUUCAGAGACAUGUUGUGCUCUUGUCACUGUCAUUGUGCCUUUGAAGCAAGUUCAUGAUCUCUUGUGGAACGGCUUUUGAAGAUUUCUGCAGGGCUUUAAGAAGUAAAGAUGGGGGGGGGGGACUAGCUUCCUGCUCCAUCACUGCUGCCAAUAGAUGUGCAUAGUUUGGUGUAACUGUUAUGACCACCUCUGAGCUAACACUCAGAGGUUGAACAGAGGGAAGACGAUUAAGAGGAGCUCAUAGGUUGAACCGCAGGGAGCAAGAGGAAGCAACAAUAGUGCAUGUACUGAUGUUCAGAGGAAGGAAGCAUGCUCAAUAGCAGGCCUGUACAUGCGUCCUUCUCAACUUGCAUGCAUCUCUGCCCCUUCAUACAAACUGUGCUUACUGUCUUUUCCAGCUGUAAACCCCAUUGAGCAAGGGGGUGUAUGUCUUUUCCAUACAUGCUGUGGUGUGCUUUUUUAGACAAUAAAAUACACUAUUGCUGAAAGC
This is a messenger RNA of Podarcis lilfordi (Lilford's wall lizard), 15946 nucleotides long. Lineage: Eukaryota; Metazoa; Chordata; Lepidosauria; Squamata; Lacertidae. The record is from the annotation of a GenBank genome assembly.